GCUUGAAUUCUGAAAUGGUCACGAACAACGGUGGGAAAGCGCUGAGAUGGCCGAUCCUCGUUGGGAAACUACAGUGAGACCUCGACUGGCUGAACUGAGCAAACUUGUCAAUCCGCAAGCUCUCCGAGCAGCUCUAUACUCCUUCAAACUUCUCGAUAAGAGAGAAUGGAGAAAGAUCUUGCAUAUGAAUAAUGAUCAAGAGGAAGCUGCAGAACUGCUUCUCGUUGAGAUUUUGCCACGGAAGGGUCCUGAAGCUUUCAACAAAUUUCUUGAUGUUCUCCGGCAAACUGAGGGACAGAAGUAUAUAGCAGACACCAUCUUGACAAGCCAUCAUGAAGUAACUGCAGAAGUACACCAGAAAUUCAAUACCUCUGAUGUGUUACCUACACCAACAAACCAGACGCAGUGCCAAGAGUCUACGAAAGAACAGAGCCAUGACGAAGUAGCAAAGUUGGCAGACAAGAUGACGAUCUGUGCAUUACACUGUGAUCGUUCAAAGAACGGAUAUCAUCCUGCAGCCACUCAGGAUGAUUUUUCUCACCUAAUGUCAUGGAAAACAUGGGAUAUAAAUUUGCCUUCCGAUAAAUUUCUUCGAGGCCAAGUGAGUGCAACUCUCGAUUAUCUAGUUGUAGGAGGAUUUCAAGGUGAAGUCCACCUUCUCCCUCUUCAUGCCAACAAGAGCACAUGGACGACAUUCACCAGACCUGGAGGCGACAUCAGAGCUCUCACCUGUCAUUCUAGCGUCUGCUUCACUCUGAUCUAUGAUAAAACGACACAACAGACUCUCAUAGAAAGUCUCGACCUUUGCAAUCCAGAGUCCGGUUGGUGCGAGGUCGCCGUCCUUCCAGACGAAUUGCAGGUGCGCGACGUUGCCAUAACUGUUUCUAGACAGUAUAUUUAUGCUCUAGGCGGCAGAAAGUGGUCGGCAUCUAAACAUGCUGUUGCUACUGCUCGUGUUUUUGAUGUUACGACUGGAAAAUGGGACAAACUUCCAGACAUGAAGGAAGAACGGUCUUCUUCCUCCGUCGCCAUAGUCAACCAUACCCUGUUUGUUGGAGGAGGAAGGUACAAUGAUGGAAGUUACAGCAACAAAGUAGAGGCUCUAGAUCUUGAUGAAAGUUAUGGUAAGAGUGGAGAGUGGCGAACGGUUACACCCACUGAAAGGUAUGAUCCUACUCUGGUUCAGUUCAAUGGCAAGCUUCUGGCUCUUGGCGGUGCGGAGACCUGCACGUGGCUUAGCCCUACUUCGUCGACGCAACUGUUGGACGAAACUGUACAUCCUGUGUGGCUCUCUCUUCCCAAUUUGACGCAUCAUUGGAUGUCGCAUGGCGCCGUUUCUUGCGGAAACUUGCUUAUCGUUGCUGGCGGUCUGACUCCAGCACGGUAUCUCAUUGAAAGCACUAAACUCAUGUUAACCUGAUUGUGUUGCAGUUGUGCAAUAUCUGUAGUCAUAAUUAAAUCGAAAACUGUGAUAGUAGAUUGCAGAAAUUUUGUAUAUUUUAUAGCACAAUUACUCAAGAGUGUCUAGAAUGAUCUUCAAGUUUUUGAAAAAAUCUGCAACAAUGAUUAGUAACUGUAGUAUAUGGACACAGAAAACUGAGUACUUUAUGCAAGACAGUUGUACAGUGUAAAUUAUAUUGUAUGGAC
Molecule: messenger RNA, 1647 nt
Organism: Corticium candelabrum
Lineage: Eukaryota; Metazoa; Porifera; Homoscleromorpha; Homosclerophorida; Plakinidae
Exons: 3
Coding region: 47-1420 (457 amino acids)
Biological process (GO): regulation of apoptotic process
Molecular function (GO): protein binding
Source: RefSeq, a predicted model, not a curated record